UCAAGAUGGCUGCCGUGUUUACAUGAACCGAGAAGGCUUAUCGAAUUUACGCUUUUGAGGUGAAAGAGAACAGACGUGUCACUCAGUGACAUCGGUAUAUAAUUUAGAGGAGCUGAUGGCCGUACAGAUGUUCACACACAUCCACGAACCAGCAGCUCGUGUCCGAGCUCUCUGUGAUUAUGGCUCCAAGGUCGAUGUGGACAAGGCAAUAUCACCCAAACUCUAUCUUCGCUCAGGUCGAGAGAUGAUCAGAAUGGCAAAUAUAUACUUGGAUGAGGGGAACCUGGAGAGUGCCUUUAUCCUGUACUCCAAGUACAUAACAUUAUUUAUAGAGAAGUUACCUAGACAUCCAGAUUACAAGUCUGCUCCCCACACAGAACUUGUGGAAUUAAAACGGAAACUGAAGCAUGUGUUUCCUCUUGCGGAAGAAAUCAAGAGUAAAUUGAAGACGAGAUACACUGCCCAGGAGAGGGAAAGGCAGGCUGCUGAGCGUAAGCGACAGGAAGCGUUGGAACAGGAGGCCCAACUCAGAGAGGAGGAGGAACGAGUGCAGCAGGAGCAGGCAGCCAUCAAAGCACUCAAGGCCAAGGAAGCUGAUGAAAAAUGGCGCCGGGAACAGGAGGAACGUUACAGAGAGCUGCAGAGUCGUGCACAGCAGGAUCAGGACCGGCAGCAGCCCAGGGUUGCCGUGGCAACAGUACCGGCAAUAGUACCGGCAACAGAUCCUGGACUGGACAGUCAGUUUGGCUUGAAUGACAUCAGUAGUCCCGGGGUUGCAUCCACCACCCUGCCUUCUGCCCCGCCUUCAUACGACCAGAUUGUGGGACCUUCGUCAGUACCGGGUAUACCCGACAGAGAACUGAAGAAGAUGGCAAUCAGUGAUAAUGAGUCAAGUAAUCCCCCUUCAGUCGAUAGAAGCACCAAGCCCUCUGUCAUGACCUUUGACCACUUCACCAGUAUUGGAGGUGGGGGUGGGGCAGGAGGUCUGAGGGAGAUCACAGUACCCACAGACCUCAUGAGGAAGUUCAUUGAGAUGGCUCAAAGCAACACUGACAAGAAGACCGAAACAUUAGGCAUACUGUUUGGGACUCUGGCCCAGAACCAGUUCCAUGUGACCCACCUGUUCAUCCCCCAGCAGCACGGCACGCCAGACAGCUGCGACAUGGAGAAUGAGAUCGACCUCAUUGACUACCAAGACAAAUACAACCUCAUCAACCUCGGCUGGAUACAUACCCAUCCAACACAAACAGCUUUCCUGUCCAGUGUUGAUCUACACAGUCACUACCCAUACCAGAUCAUGCUGCCUGAGGCCAUCGCCAUUGUGUGCUCCCCAAAAUAUAAUGAGACAGGUAUAUUUCGGCUGACAAAUGACCGUGGCAUCGCAGAAAUAGGGAGCUGCAGUCAACCAGGCUUCCACUAUCACACCAAAGAGCCUCCACUGUUUGAAUCCAGUCCCCAUGUGAAGAUCUUGGAGAACAAGGAAGUCGUUGUCGCUGAUAUGAGGAAGAAAUAGACGCUGUCAGUCAACUGUCAGACAUGUGAUCACAGCCCAUGGGUCUGGGGAAAUUGUAAAGGAUAAUUCAUUCCGCCUGUAAAUGUUUCUGGGUUGGAAAAAUAUAUACUAAGUGUACGAUUCUCUUGCCUAGGCAUGGAAUAGAUAAUUCAGAUGACGUUUUCGAAUGGAAACAAUAACCGAAGGGCAUUAUUCUAACGGAUGAAUUACCAGAGGGAAUGAAUUCUCUGUUACAAAAUGGCUAGUGGACUUUGUCAUGAAUUCCAUCAUUUCAUAUUCUACAUGUAUGCUGUGCAAUGAUGCAAUUGUCUAAACUCCCAUAACACCCACGAUAGCUUAAUGAUACCGACCAAUAACCCACCACACAUGACCGUGUGUCAGCAGGGACCAGUAGAUGAUGUUAUUUGACAUAUACACAGGUUUUGAACAAUUUGGAUUGACAUAAACAAAUGCAAGCAUUUCAAUAUCUCAUUUUGUCAGUGAAUGAGCCUGGUCUAAUUUUUGGAAAAUGUAACCCCUUAAACGAUGUGGGUUAAUAUUAAGCAUGCCAGCAUCAAACUAGUCUGUAUGGAGGGUGGAUGGACUCACAUGCAGCUGAUACUUUGAAGAGUUAUGCCCCUUGUUCACCAGGAACUGCUGGUUUUUGGUUUUCAACCUGGUAAUGAUCCUUGGUCUGCCCUCUUCAUACCUGGUGAGGGUUCAUUACAGUGGUGAAUGCCAGCUCUCUCUUACUUCUGUGUGUUAUGAAUACUACUGAAACUGUCUUGUAGAUCGUCAGCAGUGUAGUUAAAUCAAAUGCAGAUUGCUUUUACAAAACAAAUCAAAAUAAUCUUAUUUAGAUGAUGCAUGCUAUCUCCUCAUGUUGUUAAGUUAAGACUUAAUUUAGAUUCUGUGCAAGCUAGUCUCCUUUCUCUCUGCAUUCCGGUGGUUUAGAAGUCAAUAAGAAAGAACAAGGUUUCUCUGAAUUUACUUCAAAAUCAGACAUGAAAAUGUGAUGUCCAUGUUUCAUGCAAACCAUUGAAAUCUGAACUGGGACUGGGUUAACAGUUCAGUUGGAUCAGCUCUCAUGGAUCUGUUGUAAACAGCUCUCAUGGGUCUGUUGUAAACUGCUCUCAUGGGUCUGUUGUAAACAGCUCUCAUGGAUCUGUUGUAAACAGCUCUCAUGGAUCUGUUGUAAACAGCUCUCAUGGGUCUGUUAUAAACAGCUCUCAUGGAUCUGUUGUAAACAGCUCUCAUGGGUCUGUUAUAAACAGCUCUCAUGGAUCUGUUGUAAACAGCUCUCCAGGGUUUGGUAAACAACCAAAUCAGGGUUUGCAGUAAACUGCCCACAGUAAUCAGAGUGUUUCUUCCACACAGAAUGGCAGGAAUCACAUGUCUGACUUAUAUUAUGGUGCUUUAUGAUAUUGUGUAACUAUAUUGAGUGAAAUCUUGUACAUUUGUACCAAGCUGUUGCAGGUGUAAACAUUGUUUCUGAUAGUGCUUGACGUGCUCGUGUUUGUCAGUGUAAAAAUGUUACCGCAGUGCCAUAUUACCAUGCACCACUGUUAGGGCUUUGUUCUUGUUUCAUCAUGAUAACUAGACAAUUGUCACAGUAAGUGAACUUCUGUUGGAAAAAUAGUCAUGCUGCAUAAGUGUGUUGUAUGAAUUGCAUCAUUUUUGAAGUCAUCGUCGUUUAUAGAAGUGGAGGCACGGACAGAUGCAUCUUUCAGUGAAUAGGAACUGUAUGGAUUGAUGUGUCAUAAUUUAUGAAAACUAUGUAAACCAACAAUGUUUAAGAAUAUUCAUUUUUUGUGGCUUUAUGUGGGUAUGAAUCUUCAUAGUGGGAGGGCCAAACUGUGUAAACGUCAGAGUUUGCAAUGUCAGUUUUGUGUUGUGUAAUUGGCCCCUUACCCAAUUUAAAAGGUCUGUAUCAUGUAAACCUCACAUCAAAAUGAUAAACGUCUCCCUUUCCAGAUGCUUUGAAAAUGUAGCAUUCCCCCACUCUUGGGUUGAAUGUUCAUCUGGGGACCAGAUUAACCUGUGUUGAAGCAUCUGGGGACCAGAUUAACCUGUGUUGAAGCAUCUUCCUGUUGACUAUGAUGUAAUAUACAUUUAUAUUGCUUUUUAUUCACCAUUAUUUCACUCCAAAUGACAAUCAAGCAGAGAAGAGUGUGUCAUCACCUCUUGACUAUCCUUCAUGGUUGUCCAUGGGCAGUGGGAUGUUAAAGUUUCAUCCUGAAUGUAAUUUGAUAUUAAACCAUCCUAAUAUAUCAGAGCAUCAUCACCUUCAGUGAACGUAUUGUGUACUUAAUAACAAUAUAAAACCACAGUUGUUACAACUUUCUUUACAUGGCUCCAUAGAUAAGGCUACUUAAAACUAGUUAAUGUAAAAACAAUAAUUGGAAGUCUGUAUGUUAUGGCAAUAUCAAUCUGCCAUGACAGAUCAACUAGCUUCACAUCUCGUUAUUUUUUAUUAGGCUUAUAAAGAAAGCUUUCAUAGGUGUCAUAUAAACUAUCUUUGAACUGAGUCAUAAAACUCAACAAUGUAUGCAGCAAAGAACCCUAUCUGAUUUCUCUGACAUGAGAAAACUUUGAUUUUUCUCCACAUUUUGUUUUCAGUCAGUUAAAUCUGUUGGUGGUCUAAUUCUGACAGAUCAGCUUUUGUUUUAUAAUGCUUGAUGUUCACUUUGCAAUAUAUCUUCACAAUAUAUGAUCAAUAUGCUAUACCGCUUUAACAUAAAAGAUGUCUGUAGUUUUUAUUUCAUUUCCUUCACACAAAUCUUAUUAUUUCUGUUUGAAAGUGUAGAUGUUGAUGCCUUUGAGUCAUUGUUUGCCAUACCUCUGGAGCGUCAGUGUUUUAUAGUCGUUGCUGAAUAGCUGUAUAUAAUGUUAAUUUAUUGUGAAUAUUUGUAUUUUGUACAGCUAUGUAUAUAUGUAAUUUGCUGAGAAUUUGUAUAAAUGUGCAUACAUUCUGAUCUGUUUGGUAAACUGUUUACGUUUGAUACCCGUUGGAUUGAUAUUCUGACACGUUUGUAUAACAAGAUCCUGGACAAUAAAACUCUUUGUUGUCAA
This is a messenger RNA of Haliotis rubra (blacklip abalone), 4564 nucleotides long. RefSeq names its product STAM-binding protein-like A. Gene Ontology annotation, cellular component: endosome; membrane. The record is from RefSeq and is a predicted model, not a curated record. Gene Ontology annotation, biological process: protein K63-linked deubiquitination. Lineage: Eukaryota; Metazoa; Mollusca; Gastropoda; Lepetellida; Haliotidae. Gene Ontology annotation, molecular function: K63-linked deubiquitinase activity; metal-dependent deubiquitinase activity; protein binding.